Salarias fasciatus (jewelled blenny) is the source of this 887-nucleotide messenger RNA. It is a transcript of the gene stmn2a, whose product is annotated as stathmin 2a. Gene Ontology annotation, cellular component: cytoplasm; growth cone; neuron projection. Gene Ontology annotation, biological process: neuron projection development; microtubule depolymerization; regulation of microtubule polymerization or depolymerization. The coding region runs from base 141 to 680 and encodes 179 amino acids. Lineage: Eukaryota; Metazoa; Chordata; Actinopteri; Blenniiformes; Blenniidae. Gene Ontology annotation, molecular function: tubulin binding. The transcript is spliced from 5 exons. The record is from RefSeq and is a predicted model, not a curated record.
GCUCCCGUGCGCGCCCACCUCCUCCUGUCUGCUAUCCGCUCCUGCCCCGGUCUGUUCGCUGACUCAGUGCCUUAAGCAGCAUCGCCGUCCACCAGGAGAGACUCCAGCAUCCUCUGCGUAGAAAAAAAAACCCAUCAGCCAUGGCCAAAACAGCAAGCGCAUACAAAGAGAAGAUGAAGGAGCUGUCUGUUCUCUCCCUCAUCUGCUCCUGCUUCUAUCCAGAGACACGCAAAAAUCUCAUCUCUGACUUUGAAGACAUGGAGGUGAAGCCUAUAAACAAGCGAGCCUCGGGACAGGCCUUUGAGGUGAUUCUCAAGCCGCAGUCUCCAGUGUCAGACGUAGCUCACAACCUCCCCUCGCCUCCAAAGAGGGACAUCUCCUUGGAAGACAUUGAGAAAAAGCUGGAAGCUGCUGAAGAACGUAGGAAGUACCAAGAGUCCCAGGUGUUGAGGGCCUUGGCAGAGAAGCGAGAGCAUGAGAGGGAUGUGUUGCUAAAGGCCAUGGAGGAGAACAGCAACUUCAGCAAGAUGGCCGAGGAGAAGCUCCAGAUCAAGAUGGAGCAGAUCAAGGAGAACCGUGACGCCCAUCUGGCGGCCAUGAUUGAACGUCUACAGGAGAAGGAGAAACAUGCGGCUGAGGUACGCAGGAACAAAGAGCUGAGGGAAGAGGUGACGGCAUGAGCCCCACAGAAGCCCUGAUUUCCGUGGUACAUUUGGUUCCUUCCAUCCAGCCCCGUCCUCUUCUUUCCCCUGCCCUCACCGUCUUUCUGUAAACAGACACUCAAGCCUGGAGGCCAAGAGGUCCGCGCACCUCGCCAUCACAUCACGACACGCCCUGCCACCAGUACUCACUAUUAUCAGUAUUAUCAGUGGAUACCAACAUCAAUA